Artibeus jamaicensis (Jamaican fruit-eating bat) is the source of this 633-nucleotide messenger RNA. RefSeq names its product complexin 1 (gene CPLX1). The transcript is spliced from 4 exons. The coding region runs from base 162 to 566 and encodes 134 amino acids. Lineage: Eukaryota; Metazoa; Chordata; Mammalia; Chiroptera; Phyllostomidae. Gene Ontology annotation, cellular component: terminal bouton; SNARE complex. The record is from RefSeq and is a predicted model, not a curated record. Gene Ontology annotation, biological process: synaptic vesicle exocytosis; regulation of neurotransmitter secretion; neurotransmitter transport. Gene Ontology annotation, molecular function: syntaxin binding.
CUUCAGCCGCCGCCGCAGUUCCUGGGGCGCCACAUGGACCCGGCCAGCCCGAGCGCGCCCCGCCGCUGACCGUCCGCACGCCGCCCGCGCCCCGGCCCAGGGAAGGCACAGGACUUCACCGCACUCGAGUGUGAGUUCAGACCCUCUGAGGAGCCAUCGUCAUGGAGUUUGUGAUGAAGCAGGCCCUGGGAGGGGCCACCAAGGACAUGGGGAAGAUGCUCGGGGGUGAGGAGGAGAAGGACCCUGACGCCGCCAAGAAGGAGGAGGAGCGGCAGGAAGCCCUGCGGCAAGAGGAGGAGGAGCGCAAGGCCAAGUACGCCAAGAUGGAGGCGGAGCGUGAGGCCAUGCGUCAGGGCAUCCGAGACAAGUACGGAAUCAAGAAAAAGGAGGAGCGCGAGGCAGAGGCCCAGGCUGCCAUGGAGGCCAACUCGGAGGGCAGCCUGACGCGGCCCAAGAAGGCCAUCCCACCAGGCUGCGGGGACGAGCCAGAGGCGGAGGACGAGAGCAUCCUGGACACGGUCAUCAAGUACCUGCCGGGGCCGCUGCAGGACAUGUUCAAGAAGUAAUGCCCGCCGCGCCCGAGCCCCGCCCCGCCCUCCCCCACCCCCUGCCCGAGCCCCUCGGAGGCCCCUG